AUGAGUACUUGUAGCUCUAGAGGCGGAUGCAAUCAAAUCGCUUUCCAAUCAGGCAUGUGGCAGAACCAAGCACCUCAUCAGCCAAUGCAAAUAAACCCAGAUAUGAUCAAUGGCUACCGAGAACGAUCGAUCAAAGAAGAAGACCAGCUAAGGAUGCAGCGCGAGUCUAUGGCACAUGAGAACGCGAAAGCGGUUGGGAAACAGCAGGUGGUAUCGGAAAUUGUCGCGCUCCGGGCUAAGUUGGAGAAUAAGCCCGAUAAAAGAAGCAGCAGCAGCCCCAACCCGAAGAAAUCAUCAGCAUCAACCACUCCCGCAGAGAAGAAGACGCAAAUGGGGAUGGAGGGCUAUAGACAAUCAUUCCCAGCGCUUAUGAAGGUAUUCGAGGAAUCCAAAGCUCAGAAAGCCUCGCCUCCACCGCAAUAUCCAUCCCCAUCGCAACCUCAACCACCACCAUUAGAACCAUUAAGUUUAAUAGAGAGAUAUCGGAAAUCUUACCCAUCUCUUAUGAAAAAUUAUAUACCAGGCCAUGCUCCCCAGGUUUCGGCUACUCAACAGCGGCCCCAAGAUCCUGCUUCGUCUAUUUCGACGAGGGCGAAUGGAAACACACAACUUCCAACAGGCGAGUUCGUACUUACCACUCCACAGCCGAACCCAUUUCUUCCAACAUACGAUUUCCGCAAUUAUCAUUUUAAUUUUUUGGACGAGGAAGACCUGCUCGGUGGCUUUCCCGGCUCUUUUAUCUAA
Orbilia oligospora ATCC 24927 is the source of this 744-nucleotide messenger RNA. RefSeq lists its product as uncharacterized. The record is from RefSeq and is a predicted model, not a curated record. NCBI's taxonomy places the organism in Eukaryota, Fungi, Ascomycota, Orbiliomycetes, Orbiliales, Orbiliaceae. The transcript has a single exon. The coding region runs from base 1 to 744 and encodes 247 amino acids.